Molecule: messenger RNA, 2975 nt
Organism: Melopsittacus undulatus (budgerigar)
Lineage: Eukaryota; Metazoa; Chordata; Aves; Psittaciformes; Psittaculidae
Gene: LPAR6
Product: lysophosphatidic acid receptor 6
Exons: 1
Coding region: 631-1653 (340 amino acids)
Biological process (GO): phospholipase C-activating G protein-coupled receptor signaling pathway; positive regulation of Rho protein signal transduction
Cellular component (GO): plasma membrane
Molecular function (GO): lysophosphatidic acid receptor activity
Source: RefSeq, a predicted model, not a curated record
CAGGCGAGAGGCUGUUGGGAAGCAAGAGCCGUGCUCUGCAGGAACAAACAUGCUCUGGAAUUUCAUUUCUGCCCUCGCAAGCAGCUUGCUUCCCGCCCCACAGGCUGAGUGAGCAGGCAAGCACUCCCAGGAGCUGGAAAGCUUGUUUUACAGAAAGACGGCUGAGGGAGAAAUGCGAGUGCCGACACUUUGCUGACAUCCAGGAAAUCGUUCUCUAAAGCGUACGUGCCCAGUAAAUUUGAAUGGACAAGACUUCACUACCACGACCUGCAGCCAAAAGUAAGGCAGAAAGUUUUACAGUGGCUUCACUGAAUCGAGGGAGAAAAUGGAAUUAAGCAAGCUCUGGGAUGACCUCAGCAGCCACAAAAGAUACGUUUUUUGACUUCUGAAGACUGGCUAUGUGAUUACAAAUAGCACUUGGAAGAGAAGAGUGACCUCCUGGUCAUUGCUGCUGGAGAUGUACUCCCCUGCUACAGAGCUUGUGUUUCUUCCCUGAAGCUUUACAGUGCAACAAACUUGCCAAUUACACAGCUUAAAUAUAUCUUCAAGCUCUUCUGGAAUUUUACAAAAGUUGCAAUAAAAAUACCAGAGAAACCUCCAAAUCACAGGAAUCCGAAAUAUACCAUUAUAAUGGUAAGCUCUAAUUGUUCCACUGAGGACUCCUUUAAAUAUACUUUAUAUGGCUGUAUCUUUAGCAUGGUGUUUGUUCUCGGCCUCAUAGCAAACUGUGUUGCUAUCUACAUUUUUACUUGUACGUUAAAAGUGCGAAAUGAAACUACAACUUACAUGCUUAAUUUAGCAAUAUCAGACUUGCUUUUUGUGUUUACAUUACCCUUCAGGAUUUAUUACUUCGUAACAAGAAAUUGGCCAUUUGGAGACAUUCUGUGCAAGAUUUCUGUCACCCUCUUUUACACAAAUAUGUAUGGGAGCAUUUUAUUUCUGACUUGCAUAAGCGUAGAUCGCUUUUUAGCUAUAGUACACCCUUUUCGAUCCAAGACUCUCCGAACCAAAAGGAAUGCAAAAAUUGUCUGUGCUGCAGUAUGGAUAACUGUGUUAGCAGGCAGCACACCAGCGAGCUUUUUCCAGUCCACAAAUCGCCGGAAUAAUACUGAGCAAAGGACAUGUUUUGAAAACUUCUCAGAGGACACGUGGAAAACCUACCUAUCCCGGAUUGUUAUCUUCAUUGAAAUCGUUGGGUUUUUCAUUCCACUCAUCUUGAAUGUGACCUGCUCUACCAUGGUCUUACGGACUUUGAAUAAGCCCCUUACAUUAAGUCGGAAUAAAUUAAGCAAGAAAAAGGUACUCAAAAUGAUUUUUGUCCAUUUGGUGAUAUUCUGCUUCUGCUUUGUGCCUUAUAACAUUACCUUAAUACUUUACUCCCUUAUGAGAACACAGACCUGGAUUAAUUGUUCUGUGGUAACUGCAGUCAGGACUAUGUACCCCAUCACGUUGUGCAUCGCUGUUUCAAACUGCUGUUUUGACCCUAUAGUCUAUUACUUCACAUCGGAUACAAUUCAGAAUUCAAUAAAAAAGAACCGGUCCACCAGACCACGGGACAUCAGGUUCUCAGAAAGGCCAGUUUCAGAAAACUUCAUUCAACACAGCCUUCAGACCAUAAAAAUGAAAAUAUUUGACAGUGACUCCACAAUAUAAACUGUAUUAAAAGACUGCUGGGACUAAACUGGAAUUACAAGCCUGCACAUUUCUUCAGCUGUGGAAAUAUAUUCUGAUAUGUAAAUUCUUCACUCACAACAGAAAAAAUCUAUGAUAAGAUUGUAAAAGUGUUAAGCAUAACAGUACAUGGAAAAAGUAUUUUAAGAAUUUAUGUCAGAUGUCUGUUCUGAGAAGCUGUAUGUUAGAAACUAACUUGGGUUGGGAUUAGGUUAACCAAAGUCCAAGGACUGUCUGUCAAGUCAAACACAAAUGAAAAAGUAGGUUGGGGGGGUGGAAGGGGUGGUGUGUCUAAAGUUAAAACAGUUGCUUAUUUUUCAUAAUAUACCAGUUUCCAAGUUACUGAAGAUGGGGGUGAAAGUGCUUGGUUUACACUGCAGGAUCCAGAUGUGAAGAAAACAGCAGUAUAUUAAUUGUAUCACUUCAGCUACUGUGGCUGCUGAGUUUACUCUUCUCCCUGUAUCUUACACCUCCCUCCUGCCUUUCUCCCUGCAUCUUCCUUCUUAGGGACCAUUGUAUUCAUAGGAAGCUUCAAUCAAUGGGCUGUAGGAACUUAGUUUCUCCCAGGUUUACCUGACAAAAUACAUGCUCCCUCCACAAGCCUGGCCCCCAUAAAGCAAUUAAAUCUUCUGGUAGUUUAGGGCAUCUGGAAACAACUCAAACUGGUUUUUCUUCUCACCUCUGCCUCAAGAUGUCUGUGUAAUUAUAACAAAAUAACCUCUGAUGACUGAAGUUGGUGCUUUAGGUACAGUACCACUUUAAUGAAGUCUUUUGUGAAAAGUUCUUCAACUCAACAUAACUUUUGAGCAAAAUAACAUCCUCCAAACAAGGUAAUUCAAUCUCAAAGUACUAGUUUCUUAGAAAAACAUGACCUUUGCUAACUAGAAAUGAGCAUCUGCAUCAAAUGAAAGAUUUCACAAUUGGUGAAACAAUUUGGUUUCCCAGACAAAUUAAAGACACGACGAUUUUUAGAGUGAAACUUCCUCUCAAUCUCUGUGUUCUCAAAGUAUUUUUACAUAAGCAUUUAAAAUCUCAAAUGCUAUUUUCUUGCAAACUUUAUAAAAUAUACAAAUAAAUUACCUGGGGCUAUGUGCUAGCAAAGUCAAUCAAGACAUUUUGAAAAGUCAAAGCCAUGUAAAAGCAGAAAUCUCUGCAUAUUACUGUUACAAACAGGAAUAUAUAGACAAAAGUGCUUUGAAACUUCCUAUGUAUGUUUCCCAGCUAACAGAACAUUAUGUACAUAUUCCCUAAAAUUAAUUUUACAUCACUGUAAAAUUAAAUAAAUAUUUAAAAGCUGAAAGUAA